Molecule: messenger RNA, 1655 nt
Organism: Mangifera indica (mango)
Lineage: Eukaryota; Viridiplantae; Streptophyta; Magnoliopsida; Sapindales; Anacardiaceae
Product: ran-binding protein M homolog
Exons: 11
Coding region: 89-1477 (462 amino acids)
Biological process (GO): cytoskeleton organization; cell surface receptor signaling pathway
Cellular component (GO): cytoplasm
Molecular function (GO): protein binding
Source: RefSeq, a predicted model, not a curated record
AUUGGCUAUUACUGAUUCUAGUAAUUAAUCUGGAAAAUUGAAGCAUGACUGUUUGAAAGAAUUCUAGGGUUUUGCAUUAAUUGAAAUAAUGAGCAGCAACAGCAGCAGCAAGAAUCAAGAUCUGGGCUUGUUCUUUCUAGAGCAGGCUCGGUCUUCUUCAAGUUGGAUGGGUUUUGAGGAGGAGGACGAGGAGGCACCAACGGAGCUUAACACAAUCAACAGUUCGGGAGGGUUCCUUGUGGUUUCCCCCGACAAGUUAUCGGUUAAGUAUACCAGCGUCAACCUCCACGGCCACGACGUCGGCGUGAUCCAAGCAAACAAGCCUGCGCCUGUUAAGCGCCUUGUCUACUACUUCGAGAUUUUUGUAAAGGACGCUGGUGCCAAGGGCCAGAUUGGAAUUGGCUUUACUAUUGACUCUUUCAAGAUGCGCAGACAACCCGGGUGGGAAGCCAACAGUUGUGGUUAUCAUGGGGAUGAUGGAUUUCUUUAUCAUGGGCAAGGAAAGGGAGAGACUUUUGGCCCAACCUUUACGACUAAUGAUAUUGUUGGUGGUGGUAUUAACUAUGCUUCUCAGGAAUUUUUUUUCACUAAGAAUGGGGCUGUAGUGGGAGCAGUGGACAAGGAGAUAAAGGGUCCUUUGUUUCCAACAAUUGCAGUUCACAGCCAAAACGAGGAGGUUCAUAUCAACUUUGGGCAGAAAAAAUUUGCUUUUGAUCUUAAGGAAUAUGAAGUGCAGGAGAGGAUGAAGCAACAAAUGACAAUUGAAAAGAUAUCACUACCACAAAAUAUCAGUUAUGGGCUUGUUCGCUCGUACUUACUACAUUAUGGCUAUGAAGAUACACUUCAUUCAUUUGACUUGGCUGGUAAAAGUACUGUGCCUCCUGUCUUUAUUACUCAAGAAAAUGGUGUUGAUGAGCAGGACAUUGCGUAUGCAUUAAAUCAAAGAAAGAUUCUUCGACAGGGGUCUUUGCAGCUAAUCCGGAGUGGUGACAUUGAUGCUGCAUUUUGUAAAUUGCGCAAUUGGUACCCAUGGAUUGUCCAGGAUGAUAAAUCUUCCACUUGUUUUCUGCUGCACUGUCAAAAGUUUAUCGAGUUAGUACGGGUUGGAGGACUAGAGGAGGCUGUGAACUAUGGAAGGACCGAAUUAACUAAAUAUUUUGGGUUGGCUGGAUUUGCUGAUUUGGUUCAGGACUGUGUUGCUUUACUGGCAUAUGAAAAGCCACAGGAGUCAUUGGUGGGGUAUCUUCUUGAGGAUUCACAGCGGGAGGUUGUGGCUGAUACAGUUAAUGCGAUGAUCCUGUCAACAAACCCUAACAUGAAAGAUUUGCAAGGUUGCUUGCAUUCAUAUCUGGAGAGGUUACUCAGGCAGCUUACUGCUUGCUGCAUAGAGAGAAGAACAUUGAAUGGGAAUCAAGGUGAAGCUUUCCAACUACAUCGCCUUUUGAACACUGUUACUGGUAAUAAAGCUAAAUGCUAGUUCAUGCAUGCCCCAUACUCUUGUUCAUAUACCCACUUGAUUCUCACAACGCUGCACAUGAAGUGUCGUUACUAGAUAAUUUACUUUCGCCUUUGAUUGUCUCAAGUGUUCCAGCGUAUUUUUAAACCGUAGAUUUUUCCUUAAAAUUAUCUAAAUUCAAUGAAAAUAUUAAAAAAUA